This is a messenger RNA of Prionailurus viverrinus (fishing cat), 1962 nucleotides long. RefSeq names its product purinergic receptor P2Y11 (gene P2RY11). Gene Ontology annotation, molecular function: neurotransmitter receptor activity; G protein-coupled ATP receptor activity. The record is from RefSeq and is a predicted model, not a curated record. Gene Ontology annotation, biological process: G protein-coupled receptor signaling pathway; calcium-mediated signaling; cellular response to ATP. The transcript has 2 exons. Gene Ontology annotation, cellular component: plasma membrane. NCBI's taxonomy places the organism in Eukaryota, Metazoa, Chordata, Mammalia, Carnivora, Felidae. The coding region runs from base 1 to 1707 and encodes 568 amino acids.
AUGCCCCAAAUUGGGGCCCAAGAGCCUUUGCCCUGGGCUUCCACCUGGGCCUCCAGGGGCAGCCCUCGGUUUCCUUUCAUAAAGGAGCGGUUUUCUCCAACCUCCCACGCUGGUGAAUGCUUGAUUUCCCGUGAGUCUUGCGUCUGCAUUGGGAAUGGGGAGAGCUGGAGUCCCGUGGUAGAAAGCCCAGAGGCUCGGGGCCAGGAGCUUCUGGGAACUGGGCUAGGUUCGCGCCCACAUCCUGAGCAGUGGACACGCAGGAACUGUUUUGCAGGUGAGGGCGAUGGGCAGAUUCAGUCUGGUGCCUCGGGGUGUCCUGGGCCUGCCCCCAGCCUAACCCCCCAGGCCCCCGUUACCUGCAAGCCAGUGACUGGGCUGCUUUGGAGGGCAAAGUGUGAGGAGGAAGGAAGCCGGGGGUGGAAGCGAAGCUGGCUGGUGUUGGCAGUGGGCGGAGCUGAGCUGCCAGCGCUGAGAGAAAGAGGGUGGGGCUGCUGGGAAGGAAGGGGCCCGCCACGCCGCUGGUUAGCUCGGCACGGCUCGGCACCAGUGCUCCUGGUGGCGCGGCUUCGGCGCUGGACCCGGAGGCAGGGCACGUGGGCCAUGGCUGCCGCCACAUCAGGUGCCAUACCCUGCCCGACCAACUUCUCGGCCGCUGCCGAUCGCGUCCUCGGUCGUUUCCAGGAAGACUUUCUGUGGCCCGUGCUGGUGGUUGAGUUCCUGGUGGCCGCGGCCAGCAACGGCUUCGCCUUAUACCGCUUCGGCACGCAGGAGCGGCGCCCGUGGCACCCGGCUGUGGUCUUCUCGGCACAGCUGGCCGUCAGCGACCUGCUCUACGCCCUGACGCUGCUCCCGCUGGCCGCCUACCUCUACCCCCCCAAAAACUGGCAGUACGGGGAGCUGGCAUGCCGCCUGGAGCGCUUCCUCUUCACCUGCAACCUGCUGGGCAGCGUCCUCUUCAUCACCUGCAUCAGCCUAAACCGCUACCUGGGCAUCGUCCACCCCUUCUUCACCCGCAGCAGCCUGCGCGCCAAGCACGCCUGGGCCGUCAGCGCUGCUGGCUGGGUGCUGGCCGCCGUGCUGGCCGCGCCCACACUCGGCUUUUCCCACCUGAAGCGGCCGCAGCAGGAGGGGGACUGCUCUGUGGCCAGGCCGGGGGCCUGCACCAAGUGCCUGGGGACGGCAGACCAGCGCCUCGAGGCCUACAGAGCCUACAGCCUGGCGCUGGCCACGGCGGGCUGCGGCCUGCCGCUGUUGCUCACCCUGACGGCCUACGGCGCCCUCGGGUGGGCGGUGCUGCGCAGCCACGGCAUGACGGCGGCCGAGAAGCUGCGUGUGGCGGUGCUGGUGGCCAGCGGCAUGGCCCUCUACGCCGGCUCCUACGUGCCCUACUACGUGACGCUGGUGCUCAACGUGUCCGCCCGACAGCACUGGAGAGCCCGCUGCCCGGGCUUCGCUAACUCGGCCGAGGCCGAGGCGGCGCUGGAUUGGAGGACCUACGUGAGCCACCAGGUGAUGCGGGGCCUCAUGCCCGUGGCCAUCUGUAUCCACCCUCUGCUUUACAUGGCUGUGGCACCCAGCCUCGGCUGCCGCCCCGGUCCAGGAGGCUGCCUCAGCUGCGGGGAGAGCCAACCCCCCGAGGACGCCGGGAGCUCUGGCCAAGUCCUGCCCCUCAAUGUCACAGCCACCCCCAAAACCUCGGGGUCCUAGUCCCCCGAGCUGAGCCGACGACCUGGCCUAUUUUGAGCCACUGCCGCCUGCCCUGGAAUCCAUCCGAGAGCAUGGCAGGCCCCAAACCACCACUUCCUCCGUGGUCUACAGAAAGACCUGAUGGGGGACUGAAGGUGCCCAGGCCAGGGAGGGCAGGAACUUCUGCCUGAAGCCCUGAUCCCGGAGAGGGCUGGCCCCCACUAGCCACAGAGCAGGUGACUAGACAAGGUGAAUAAACAAGACAGCACGUGACAA